Molecule: messenger RNA, 3672 nt
Organism: Galendromus occidentalis (western predatory mite)
Lineage: Eukaryota; Metazoa; Arthropoda; Arachnida; Mesostigmata; Phytoseiidae
Product: protein sax-3-like
Exons: 13
Coding region: 1-3672 (1223 amino acids)
Biological process (GO): homophilic cell-cell adhesion; dendrite self-avoidance; axon guidance
Cellular component (GO): axon; plasma membrane
Molecular function (GO): cell-cell adhesion mediator activity
Source: RefSeq, a predicted model, not a curated record
AUGUCACGAGAUCGGUCGAUGUUGAACUGUGGACACGUGGGUAAUUCAUCAUUGUUUUCUUCCCUUGCAGACAAUCUUCCAAAAAUCACGGAGCACCCAUCGGACGUUGUCGCUCUCCGUGAUGAUCCGGCCCAGAUGAACUGUGGGGCAGAAGGGUCCCAGCAGGUGAAUUGGUAUCACAAAGGCAAACUGGUGAAAAACCACGGCGGCAGCACGGUUUCUGGAGGGACUCUGUUCUUCUUGUCCGUUUCCCAUCAGGACACCGGAGUUUAUUGGUGUGAGGCCGUUAACAAAGCUGGAACCACUCGCAGCAGGAACGCCACCCUGAGCAUCGCAUAUCUCCGAGAAGAGUUCAAAGUCACUCCUUCUGAUGUGGGAACAGCUCUCGGCGAAACAGCGGUGCUCCGAUGCGAGCCGCCUGCUGGAGUGCCAAAACCAACGGUCGUGUGGCUUAAAGAAGGAUUACCGGUUAAUGUCGGUACCGGAAAGAGCCGAUUACGACUGCUCGACGACACCGGAGCGCUCUUCAUUCAGGAUGUGAGACUCUCGGAUCAGGGAUCUUAUGUAUGUAAAGCGGACAACAUCGUUGGGACCCGGGAAACCACUCCGGCGAGACUACGAGUGCUAAGCAAGCCGAAUUUCGUCGUCAAGCCCGAGGACGUAUCCGUCGUCUCAACGGACCGCACAAAUGUCCGCCUUGAGUGCACCGUCGCUGGGGAUCCGCAACCGAGCAUCCGGUGGACGAAAGACGGGAAACCCCUCGAAGUGUCCUCGAAACUGAAAAUCAAUUCUAACGGACGUACGGGCGUGUCUUCGAUCGUUGAGAUAAACGACGUGAGCUCCAGCGAUCAGGGCGAAUACAUCUGCGAGGCUUCGAACGAGGUUGGAACGGUCACCGCAUCGGCGAAAGUCAGCAUUGAAUCUCGUCCGCUGUUCAGACAACGCCCUCUGGACCAACGGAUCGCUCUGCACAGCACAGCGACACUACACUGCGCGGCAUCGGGCAGUCCGCCGCCGAGCAUUUUCUGGAGUCGUGAAGGUUCUCAAGAAGGUCUCAUGUUCACCAACAAAACCUACGGACGAAUCUCGGUCGAUGCUUCGGGUACUCUCACGAUCCGUGAUGCUCAAAAAGACGACGAGGGAUCGUACAUUUGUUCGGCCCUAUCGUCAAUUGGAUCAGCGAUGUCGAGAGCGCACCUCGAAGUAGCGACGGUCGAAGAUCUGCCACCGCCGCUAUUGGCUGUCGUUCCGGUAAACCAAACUGUUCCCGAGGGGGAAUCGGUGACGUUCCACUGCGAAGGUGCUGGAGCACCUCAGCCGGAGAUCCGAUGGCUUUUCAAUGAUAGGGACAUUGAUGAGGAAGAGGAUGAUCGUCUCAGCGCUGAUGACACUUCGCUCGUUAUCCAAGAUGCCGUCGCUGAUGACAGUGGGCUGUACACAUGCAUCGCCUGGGGAGAAAAUGGCGAGACACGACGCUCCGCGUCUCUGAAGGUCCUUCACGGUGAGUUAUCCGGGCUUUUCAUACGGGCGCCUCCGCCUUCGCUUCUGCCGGGAGCUCCAGGUCGGCCAUCUGUGACCAAUGUAGAUGACACCUCAAUCAGUCUUGUCUGGGAUGCCCCGCCAGAAGAUAACUCCGAUGAGGACGACGUCGAGGGCUAUUCUCUUGAAUUCUUCAGUCCAGAUCUCCGGUCGGGCUGGCUUUUGGCCGCCGAGAAGAUCCGCGGAACCAAAUAUACGCUCACCGGCCUGAGGGCAGAGACUCGUUACUUGUUCGUUGUGAGAGCCCGCAAUAGCCACGGUACCGGUAGACCGUCGCCCAUAUCGAAAGCGGUGAAAACUUCAGGAUUCUCGUCGAGUUCUGACGGUCAACAGUUGAGCAAAGUUCGUUCUGAGCUCGCUGAGCUUGAGGUCAAGAUCAGGAGCGUCAAAGCGAUCAAUUCAACUGCGGUCAGCUUGGACUGGACGGUCGUCGGGGAUCGUGAUCGUUUGGAGGGCUACUACCUUUGGUUCAGGAGCUUGAACCCGGGCAUCGAUGACGACCGAUUCAGCAUGGUCACCGUAUGGGGCAGCAAGCGGACCCGUUUCGUGCUCCAGGAGCUUUCGAAGUUCACAACCUACGAAUUAUUCCUGGUGCCUUUCUACAAAACAGUCGAAGGCUCCCCGAGCAACAUGAAGAGUGUCAGCACCCUCGAGGACGCUCCCUCGGCACCCGUAACCGAUAUUUCGGUGAAUGUGGCCAAUUCAACGAGUGUCUGGGUACAAUGGAGAGAGCCGCCGCCGCACGAGCAGAACGGAUAUCUGCAGGGCUACAAACUGAUUCUUUUGGGCGAACGAGAAACCGCUAAUCGCAACGUGCUCACAAACGCUACCCACUUCGUGUUUACGAACCUCGUCGAGAAAAUGCGUUAUCGCCUACAGAUUCUCGCGUUCACGGCGGCGGGCGACGGGCCUCCGAGUCAUUUCGUAGGUUUGUCGACGGACGAGGACUUCAUCCGAAGUUUAGCUGCCGAUGCCAAGGACAAGGAACCGUGGUUGGUUCUUCUGUUGUCGGCGGUGUUGUGUUUCGUGCUGAUAACGAUCAGUGCAGGGAUUCUGUUCUUCCUCUGCAAGCGUCAGAAAGACUUGAAGGCGACCACCGUGUCAUCGGUGCCGGUCUCGAAGGGAGGCGACGUCAACAGCCUAUUCGCCUCGCUCGGUCACCCGGUCCCGGCGCAAAAUUGGAGUCAAGUCUACAGCUGUAACGAUGCCACCAAGGAGAAAGAGGUUCUCUACGAGAACAAGCUAAUGAAAAUACUCGACGGUGUCAACUAUUGCAGUGAAUACACGCCUCUGAACCUGCAACGGGAAGAAGGAGAGUACGCAGAGGUUGGUGGUCAGCAGAAACUCAACACUUUCGGAGCAUUCCCCGCUUACAACCAGCACGUCCCGUCUUUUCCGGAGCCGUAUGCUUCCACUACGAUACUUGCGAACCUCCCGCAACAUCGACCCAACGAACUUCUGCAUAAGGCACAGGCCGGACGUCAAUCAGUUCGGUCGGUGACAGGAUUGCACCCGUCGCAGGAGUUUGAAGGUCUGCUCCAGGCGCGGAAAUCAUUCAGCGACGCCAGCAACGGAGACUCCUCGAGUUACAGCAGAAGGAGCGGGAGGUCGAGUAGAAGCAGCGGACGCGUGAGGACGACUGGUCGCGUGGGAGGCUACCAGAGGGGUCUCGCGCUUCAAAACCUCAAAGGUUCGGACAGUACGUCCCUUUCCGAAGACGACUCCACGGGAAUGCAAUCGUGGGGUAGGAAUAGUGGCAGGAACGAGCCGAUCUACAAUACGGUGCCCGAGGAAGACGUCGACGAACAACGUCGACGGGACGUUCCGAUUUCAUCGAGAGACGACAUCACGGUGCCAACAUACAGCCGAUCGUUAUGUACUCCAGUCACAGCGCGGAAACUUGAGAUUUUCGAAAGCAACAUCGGCGUUUCCGACAGUUGCAUAAUUGUAUAUGGGCUCAGCGCAUUCGGCGAAUUAGGGAACGGCUCGACCCAGCUCCUCUUGAGCAAUUUGUUCGAUUGUCUCUCAUGUUUCCGAUGUGAAGCUAUUAAAAGGGACCCUCCGCCAAAAACACCACAAGCGGGAACUCAAACCCGCAAGAACCUGGACCGAAAACCGAAGGAUAAACCAUGA